Molecule: messenger RNA, 1478 nt
Organism: Colletotrichum acutatum
Lineage: Eukaryota; Fungi; Ascomycota; Sordariomycetes; Glomerellales; Glomerellaceae
Exons: 1
Coding region: 296-1066 (256 amino acids)
Source: RefSeq, a predicted model, not a curated record
ACUCAAUGGGCAGUCGGGGCAGUGACAAUCAAUGGUCUGAAUAACUUGGCAGUAAUUGACUCCCAGUCUCGACUCUCGACUCUCGCUUCUGUCGGGAUUGGUGGUGACUUGAGCUCCGCGUUCCAAGGGCCACGCUUGUUCCCGUAUUAAAAGCGCCCGUUCUAGUGGACAGCCCAAUGACGAGAUCCGAGUUCGCUGGGGCUUCUAUCUUAAGCAACUCGAGCUAGGCAAUCUUGAGUUAAAAGAGACCGGGUCACUAGUAAGUGCUAUCCGGUGCGUGCCAUCUGCGAUCGAAAUGGGAAGGGUUCUUUUGCAAGAGACUCCGAACGGGACUAGGUGCUGGGCUUCUGAUUGUGUUGUGAAUAGAGGGUUGCGGUGGGCAAAACAUGCCAUUGAAGAUGGCGACAUGCCUUUGAGGAUAUUUUAUGGUCUGUACGGAUACCGCGCGCGAAGGCCACUCUGUGAGCACCGAGCAUGCGCAGGCGUCUCCAGUCGGCGAGUAAUCAGAAUAUCUGCGGUAGAUAGGAAGAGAGUAAUAGUAUUGCGUAUACGGGACGGGCGAGCGAGUCGAGUACCUACCCGGCCCCGGUUGAUUUGCUCAAAAGAGGAAUUGAAAAGGAAAAAGGGCGGAGUUCCUUCGGGAAUGGAAUGCAGCCCAGUUUUUUGCUCAAAUGGAGAUGCAUCUGGAACCGAUGAAAAGGGACGUGUGAAUGGGCCAGUUUCCACUUGGUCGAACCGAUGCUACUACUGCAUAGAAUCUAUAUGUCAGUCAGUUGCGACUCGCAAGGCCAUGCAUGCUUUGCGUAGUUGGUGUUGGAGUCUUGGUAUGUUGAAGAGGGGGGGAUGGAAUACUUUGCAGAGAGAGAAGGGUAAAAAAAAAAAAAAACCUAUGCGGCGCCAGCGGCGUUCGUGCAUGCGUUUGGAUGCAGGGUGGAACCGGGGGUACGUAUGCCUUUUUACCCUUUGUGUAUUUUUGUUGUCUUCAAAUCUUGCUCAAGACCAACCGUUGGCUUGGAUUUCCGUGCCAUUCGGUCCCGUACCGCAAUUGCAGACCGCCACGGAAUGAAUCAUCCCGCCCUCGUCCGGUAGAUCCGUCGCUUCCAGCCUCCAAGUUUGACGGUCCACCACCAGUCGCCGGUACGUGACCGUCGUGCCCGUCACGCCCGUUGUGACCCGACAGCGUAGGCCAAGUCUUCGUAGCUGCUUGGAGACUUGGAGACUUCAAUAGACAAGGGCGCUUUGUCUUGCUUUGCCAGUCGAUACUCGGUCGGUAGACCACCUCAAUUGCCUUUGUUUUUGGUACCUGUUCCCUCUCACAAGGGUCGGUAGCUGGAACGGGGGUGAAAUGAAAAGUCAGGCUCUCAUCUCAGUCAACGCUGACUUAUUGAACUCAUACGCCAGGCCUGGGUUCUCAGUUGACGGAACACGCGGGAUGCUAUUGGUUCGGAGGUGCUUCCCAGGAGGACCCCCGUUUGAGC